Molecule: messenger RNA, 1227 nt
Organism: Corticium candelabrum
Lineage: Eukaryota; Metazoa; Porifera; Homoscleromorpha; Homosclerophorida; Plakinidae
Product: zinc finger MYM-type protein 1-like
Exons: 3
Coding region: 1-1227 (408 amino acids)
Source: RefSeq, a predicted model, not a curated record
AUGGGACGGUCUCAGGAAAAAGAUAGAAAAAGGAGGCAAUCAGCGGCUACGUGUCAACGGCUGGACGGUUUUCUAGUGUCGAAAAGGGCACGUGAUCAACUUGUGACUCCUGAUCCAGAUUUUACACAGCUGGUUGCAGUAGACGAUCAACUAACACCGACUUUCAAUGAGUGCUGUAGUGGUAGUGUAGAAAGAGUAGGGUCGUUCUCUAGCGCCACGUAUGUCGAGCCUUUGCGCAACACAUGCUGUGAAGUUCACGACAACGAGGCUCAGCGUGCAGACGUCGCAGGCGGCAAUCAGCAAUGCCAUCAUGCUAAUACUUCUGAUCAUGAUUUAGUGGAUGAUAUUGGCAAAUUGUUUUUCAAAGCCAAGUCUCCUGUAGAUUUCUGCAAGUCCAUGCAGGCUCUGGGUGCUGCGGAGAACCGAGCAUUUCUUCCUGUUUGGCUAUCAGAACACAAGUGGAUGGUUGACAACGAGCAAGUGGAUGAUGUCUUUUGCAUUGCUUGUGGAAUUUCGUUGCUAAAGUGUCCAAGGAGAAAGUUUGUAUGCAAGCCUUUUCGUGAUUGGAACAAGAAAGGAGAAAAAGCAAAGGAGCACGAGGAGUGCUUAUACCAUCAUCAAGCCAUUGAGCAAGCUGAUAACUUCAAGCGAACCUUGGAGAAUCCAGAUACUAACAUUACUGCACAACAGUGCAUUGCUUUACGUGGAGACGCAGAGAGUGUGGAAUCACCUGGAAAUCCGGGUAAUUUUCUUUCUUUGCUGAGGCUUCUGGCAGUGCACGAUGAAGAGGUAAGAAGGCACCUGGAAAUUCCUGCAAUGCGAUCUGCAACUUAUCUUUCUCCUCAAACACAAAAUGAGCUGAUUAAAAUCAUGGGAAACCACAUCCUCUUACAGAGAAUAAUAGGUGAUUUGACAGCUGCGCCUUUUUACGCCAUCCUUGCUGACGAGGUAACUUCGCAUAACGUUGAGCAUCUUGCCAUCUGCGCCAGGUUUGUUGACAGAAGUACUAAAGAGAUCAGAGAAGAGUUUUUAACGUCUUUGAAGUUGGACAGAAUUACUGGGGAGCGGAUUGCAGAUGGUAUCUUUGCCUUUCUGGAAGAGAAAAACAUACCACUUGCUACUAUGCGUGGUCAGGGCUACGACGGCGCAAGCAACAUGUCUUCAGAUCGAGUGGGUGUCCAGGCCAGGAUUAGACAUAAAGCUCCUUUAGCCACCUACGAACACUGA